Messenger RNA from Manihot esculenta (cassava), 1361 nucleotides. RefSeq lists its product as uncharacterized. Lineage: Eukaryota; Viridiplantae; Streptophyta; Magnoliopsida; Malpighiales; Euphorbiaceae. Bases 223 to 987 code for a protein of 254 amino acids. Gene Ontology annotation, cellular component: nucleus. The record is from RefSeq and is a predicted model, not a curated record. The transcript has 3 exons.
ACAAUUCUACGGCAUCCCACCAUCCAAUUGAUUGCUUGUUCAAGAUUCGAGAAGGAGUUCCAGUGCCCUAGAGAAGAAGAAGAAGAAGGAGAAGAAGAAGCGUUUGGUUUGAGGGAGAAUUCGCGCCAGAAAUGAUCGACUAACCCAAGAAUCCACCACAAUUAAUUCUAACGACAGGGGUUUACUUGUUGAUCUAUUGAUUUUGGUUUUCUUUUGAGGGAUAUGGGAGAACAAGAGGGGAAGAAGAGGAGGGUGGUGGUCGAGUCACUGGGAUGGCUGACGGAAUCGUCGAUAUUGCCAAAGAAGCACAGAACCAUAGAAGGAGUUGGUGCCUCUUCCAUCCUAGAGCUCAAGGCCCAGCUCUACAAAUCCCAGGAAGAGGCCAAGGUUUCCAAGCAAACCUCCACCGUUUCAGAUGCUAAUUACCACCGCGCCAAGAAGAAAAUCAGUCGCUCUGAUCCUUUCUCCGCCAAGAACUCCGGCGUUGAGUCCCGCGCUCUCAAGGACAAGCUCGAGCUUAAAGCGAUUGAUGAUGGGUCCGCCAGCUAUGCAGCAUUGGAGAAGAAAGCAGAGCUAUAUGAUAAGCUAGUAAGGGGAGAGCUUUCUGAUGAGGAAGGCGAGGAGAAGUAUUGUGUUGAUUUUUUCCGCAAGGGAAUUGAGCAAGAGGAGUCGCAGCAGCCACAAAGCCAUGAUGCUUCUACCACAGUAGCUCAUCCGGAAAAUGAAGAUGGUGGGAAGGAUGAUUCUCUUUCCUUCAGCACAAAAUUUGUGGGGCCUGGACGAACUUCUGAAGCAGUGGACAGAGAUAAACACAAGCGUUUUGUUAGGGAAGUUCAUGAAGAAGCAAAUCAAGCAAGAGAAAAGGUUUCAGAAAUCAAGCUGCGUAGACAAGAACAAGCAGCAGCUCAUCGUGAGAAACUAAGACAGGCAUAUCUUCGCAAAAAAUUGGAGAAAUUGAAAGCUGCACCCAAUGCAGAACAGGAAUGAUUAGCAGAAGGUGGGAAGUGAUAAUGCCAUAACUCCGACGGUUGAUCAAUUUAAACAAUUGAUGCAGCUCAAAUGAGCAAAGUGGAAAAUUGAUAAAAUUUUGUGAAAUUUAUGUAAAAAUCCAAAAGAACUCUUUGCCGACAAUUGCCUGCUUUCAUCAACGUACCCAUGUACAUCCAACUUUUGAGUUAGCAUACAGAUUAGAUUUUUAGACUUGGUAAUCUUGACCCUUGCUGAUUUUUGUUAAAGGUAGAUAUGAAGAAACACUUCUCAAUAUUUAAUUUGCUUGCGGAAUUACGCCUUGCGUUUUCUUGUUGUGCAGUCAAAGGAUUGAGAUAAUAUUUGGAUUAAUGUUCAAUUUCAUCUUGUAUGUA